This is a messenger RNA of Armigeres subalbatus, 3376 nucleotides long. RefSeq lists its product as uncharacterized. Bases 607 to 3165 code for a protein of 852 amino acids. The record is from RefSeq and is a predicted model, not a curated record. The transcript has 5 exons. Lineage: Eukaryota; Metazoa; Arthropoda; Insecta; Diptera; Culicidae.
UGCGCUUGCGUUUUUUCUCAUACGAAUAGCUGAGGAGUGAAGUUUUCCAGUUAUAAUAGCUUCGAUUUAUUUAUAUCAAAAAUUGGUUUUAAACAAGCUGAAUUCAAAGAAAAAAUGUGUCUAACAGAGAAACAACUUGUGGGGAAUCGAAUUUUCAACUUGCUCUUUAUCCAAAGCAUAUGGUUUGUCGGAAUUGCUGAAAUUGCAGAAGGAGCCUACGGGAAUGUUGUUUCCCUGCCUGGAGAGUGUCGUGAUGUUAAUGGAAAAAAAGUGGAACAAGAUGCCCAUUACGUUCCACCGGGAAACGAUGCAUGUCGGCUUUGCCUAUGCGACAACGGCCAUCCUAAGGCAUGUAAAGCUGUACUGUGUACUCCUCCACACGAUUGCAAGUCGUUUCAGAUUGGGAACUCCUGUUGUGAGUUUAUCUGUCUUGAUGACACCUUAGCCAAUUCGUCAGAAAAGAACUACGACUUCGGAAUGUGACUAGUCGCCAGCGGUGUAACCGCCACGCUAUCGCUGACCUUACUGUUCUUCCUCAUCAAUCGGCUGCGUCGUAGGAAGACGCAACUGCGCGAAGUGCGUCAGACCAUCGAAGAUCAACGGAGCAUGGGCAGUAUCGGUUACAUCGGUGGCAAUAUUGGUUACCUGGGAACAGGAGCUUUGAACAUGGAUUACCCAUACGAACAUGGUGCGGCGCAUUAUCAGCUUUGGAAACCACCUGGUAACUAUUUUACAAGAGGAGAAGCUCCACCACCUUAUGAGGAAGCAAUCGCGCUGGCCCAGGCAGAGUCACUGAAUACAUGUACAGUGAGCGUUGCUACAUCAACCCAAAGGCAGUAUCCCAUCGCUAUAGCAGAAACGGAGACAUCGCAGACCAUCACUGCAAAUACAACGAACCUGAUUAAUAUUAAUAUCAACAAUGGAGGAAAUUUGACUGCAAUCGCAACUGGCGAAAACCACGUAGUAGGUAGUGACAUAACCCCUGAUAUACAAACCGAACAGAAUGAAAAUGUAUCCAACAAUACUAACGCCAGUAAUGCUAACGCUAGUAAUUUGGAUAACCACGAGUCAUGUGUGUCAUUCCCUACUAAUUACUACACUAUUCCCUUGAUUGCAUCCGAAGUAUGCACAAAUCAAAAUUGUGAUUUAAAUGUUGGUAAUAGCUGUAAUUACUCGAUGCCUCAUGCUUCGAACGUUAAAGAAGUUCAAACGUACACUAGUCAUAACGCUACAACAAUGUCCAGCUCAACAAUACCGAAGGAUUACAGAACUUCUGAAAGGCUGAUGGAGAAUUGUGAUCCUGUGAUCAAUCGUACGAUUUUGCCACCGCCGGUUUUCGACUGUAUAACAAAUGAAUCUAGCACUGCCAACGAACAUCUAGUCUCUACGAGCAAGUACCGCACUACAGGAAAGCGUUACCAUAGAACCAUUCCCAGACAGUUUGCAGCUGUGGAUCCUAUUAUAAAUCCGCUGAAAAAUAAUCGUAACAUAAUACCAUCCACUGCAGGCCAUCUUGCAUGUACUGGAAACGACUCCGGCAACAAGGCUGAUCGCCUGGAUGGUACUUACAACGGGCCUAAAAGACCGGCUUGCCAAUGUCCAGUGCAGCACAUGCCUAUGACUUAUUUGUCUUCGCAAACAUUGGGUCUCGCGCAAAGCGCUAACGAUGCCGUAUCGACAGCACUUAUUGGUGCUCAAGCAUCAGUUCAGAUGCCUACAAUGAAGAAAAGAAUUUCCAACGAUGCGGCAAGACAUGUAAACUUGUCGCAUCACACAGCUCAAAUCAAACCCCUUCAGAUUUCAAAUGCUCACAGUAAAGGCGGAACAUUGAGAAAAAAUCUUGAAAGCAGUGAUACUAGCGAUAGAAACGUUUAUUCUAAUGGAAACUACAGUAAAAUGCAGCAUUUUAUGACCAACGACAAAGCCUUGGUGGACGACCAACCACGCAUAGAGAAUAUGCCGAACUUGAAAAAGCAAAAUUCAUUACCCAGAAAGGCUACAUUGCAUGAUACAAGUCUCAGCAUGCACAAAGUAGCAUCAGAAAAGGCUGAAAUACAAAAUCCAAGUGUAGCUACAGUGGACACAAACAUGCAUAUUUCUACAAUUAUUCAACAACAAUCGAGCUCUUCAAUGGAUCGUGACAUCUUGCAUCGUAAAUCAUACAGUUCAUCAAAGUCUGAAAUAUGCAUUGAACCGAAUCCAGAACUUCCACCGAAGAUGUAUAAACAUAAUAGCAAUCGCUUAUCUGGAGGAGCGCAUCAGAAGUCUUAUUAUAGCAAUUCUAAAACGCACGCUAUCUCUAAGCCUUCCUCUACCGAUGGUUCAAAGUUUUCAAUUCCCACUACAUCAAAUAAUUACAAAAAUGCGAGCAAAUUACAGAAGAAUAACUAUUCCAAGUCAUUGCCAAGAAAUGUUAUUUCAGCCAGUCACGAAUAUGCACAAGCCUCUAGAAGCACAACACAAUUUAACAAUGGUUUAGAAAAUAGCAGCUCAAACAUUAACUUCAAUACUUUGCCAAAGAAAACUAACAAAAUAAGUACUCGUAGUUCUAAUUUACUAACAGAAGUAGUAAAUAAGGUACCAUCAGUAAUUAACAUACCAUCGCCGUUACAACCAACACCGUCACCAGUCAUUGGCCAAAGCGCUGAGAGCAUGCCAGUUCAGCAACUAACGUCUAUCAUUUCUUCUAACAAUAAGAGAAUGCAACAGCCGUCGUCAUCGGCUGCAAGAAGAAUACCCCAUCAAGAUCAGUCGUCGCGAAAAUAUCUCGAGCAAAUUAGUAAUAUUAGCGACAUGUCCAAUAGCAAAAGCGAAAAACCGCUACCAGUCUUGACCACCUCCACUAAUUGUGCUAAUCCCAAGGAACACUUUCUUCCGAAUGACAACAGCCUCGACGAUGACUACCUGAGCGAGUGCGAGAACUGCAAGUCGGCUCACGGUUCGCGCUACUAUUUGGAGGAGGAAGUCGACGAGGCACCCCAGGAAACCAUGACCCUACAACGAAAGAUGCCGGAAAAUGAGGAAGAUCAACAGAGCUAUUACCGUGUAUCUUCCACUCUGCCAACCAACACUAGCAGGAAAACACCGACCACGAAAAAUCGCGAAACAUGGUUUACUACCAUUCCGGCAAGCUCGUCAUCCGAUGAUGAAGAAGCGGCAGAAUAGAUACCUUUAGAUGGCGAUCUCGAUUUACUAUUUUUCAGUAAGUGUAUACCUAUAUAUGAAAUGUUUUCAGUAUUUGAUUUUUGUGCUGGUCACGUAUAUUAUACUUUACGUUUACUACUUAUUUUAUUACUUCCUUGUUAAGCAACAAUUCUUAGCCAUAGUGAAAUGUUACUAUUAAAAAUAAUAAUAUAUGUGACAAUUCGACAUUCCA